Messenger RNA from Paracoccidioides lutzii Pb01, 2982 nucleotides. Its product is annotated as cytoskeleton assembly control protein Sla2. Bases 1 to 2982 code for a protein of 993 amino acids. Gene Ontology annotation, molecular function: phosphatidylinositol-3,5-bisphosphate binding; actin filament binding; clathrin light chain binding. The record is from RefSeq and is a predicted model, not a curated record. The transcript has 8 exons. Gene Ontology annotation, cellular component: actin cortical patch; clathrin-coated vesicle. Gene Ontology annotation, biological process: actin filament organization; endocytosis; clathrin coat assembly.
AUGUAUGCCGGAUUUACUAGUCAACCGGUCUUAGCCGACGAAGUCCAAACUUUUAAAGCGCUGAUCACGGUACACAAGGUUCUACAGGAAGGCCAUCCGAUAACAGUUAGGGAAGCGCAGGCGCAUGUUGGCUGGUUGGAUUCUUUGAGCAGAGGUGUAGCGGGGGAAGGACUUAGAGGCUACGGAUCAUUGAUUAGGGAGUAUGUGCACUUUUUAUCAUCAAAGCUGACAUUUCACCGCAACCAUCCCGAAUUCAAUGGUCUAUUCGAAUAUGAGGAAUAUAUUAGUCUUAAAACUAUAAAUGAUCCGAAUGAAGGUUAUGAAACCAUUACAGACCUCAUGAAUCUCCAGGAUCAAAUCGAUUCCUUCCAGAAACUCAUUUUUUCACACUUUCGACAUAGCACCAAUAAUGAGUGUAGGAUUUCGGCAUUGGUGCCGCUUGUUCAAGAGAGUUAUGGAAUAUAUAAAUUCAUAACGAGCAUGUUGCGGGCAAUGCAUACGACUACUGGAGAUGAAGACGCACUGGAGCCUCUACGGAAUCGCUAUAAUGCGCAGCAUCAUAGACUUGUUCAUUUUUAUUACGAAUGUUCCAACCUUCGUUACCUUACUAGCUUGAUCACUGUUCCGAAACUUCCCCAACAACCACCGAGCCUCCUUGCAGAAGAUGAGGUACGACCUGCUCUGCCUAAGCGACCAGACAGGGAAGUUGAGCGCGAGCCUAGCCCACCCCUCAAAUCAUCUGUUCCUGACCCAGAGCCCAUCAAUGAUUUCUGGUCUGCCGAGGCUAAACGACAACAAGAGGAGUUCGAAAAUGAACAACUACGGCUCCAAAAGCAAUGGGAAGAACAGCAACGUCAGCAAUUACUUGCCCAACAGCAAGCCCAGAGGGAUUUCGAGGAGCAACAACGACUACAGGCUGAACAGCAAAGACUAGCGCGGGAACAGCUGCUACAAACCCAGUAUCAGCAGCAGACGCAAGGCCGGCUAGCCGAGCUGGAACAGGAGAAUCUCAACGCACGCGCGCAGUACGAACGGGAUCAGCUCAUGCUUCAGCAGUACGAUAAGAGGAUCAAGGAUUUAGAAGAACAGCUCAAUCAGCUGAAUGCAAAUUUUAACAUGCAAACCCAAUCCAAAGAUGACCAAAUACGGGCGCUGCAGGAGCAGGUCAAUGCCUGGCGCACGAAAUAUGAAGCCCUGGCGAAGCUCUACUCUCAGUUGCGGCAAGAACAUCUUGAUCUUUUACAGAACACAAAAGCCCUGAAGCUCAAAGCGGCGUCUGCGCAAGAGGCCAUCGAUAGGCGGGAGAGGCUUGAGCGUGAGAUGAAGACGAAAAAUCUGGAGCUGGCAGACAUGAUCAGAGAACGGGAUCGAGCGUUGCAUGAAAAGGACCGCAUUGCCGGUGGGAAUCGGGAGGAAGUCGAGAAGCUUAAGCGGGAGCUUCGUCUUGCUAUCGAGAGAGCCGAAAAUGCUGAACGGUCUAAGGGCUCUGAGAUUUCUACCCUUCUCUCCAAGUACAACCGCGAGAUGGCUGAUCUUGAGGAGGCGCUCCGGAAUAAAACACGCGCCCUGGAUGAGAUUCGAGCAAAUAAUGGUGAAAAAGACGAAGACUAUGAAAAGGCCCUUCUGGAGAAGGAUGAGGAAGUUGAAGUGUACAAGUCUGGAAUGGAGCAAGCCCUUAUGGAGUUGGAAGAGUUGAAACUAAACCAAGGAGAUGCUGACCGUGCUCUCGACACCCAAAUUGAUGACGUGCUCCAUAACUCUGUCGCGAAGAUCAACGACAUUAUCGACUCUGUUCUUCAAAGUGGAAUUCAGCGGGUGGACGAUGCUCUCUACGAACUUGAUUCGACGAUGCAAGCCGGGAAUCAAAACGCCUCCCCGUCUUACGUCCUUUCACAGAUCGAAAAGGCUUCCUCCAGUGCAACAGAGUUCUCCACUGCAUUUAAUAACUACAUUGCAGACGGACCAAACAGCGCGCACUCUGAAAUCAUCCGAACUGUCAGCAUAUUCUCAGGAUCCAUUGCGGAUGUGCUCAGCAACUCCAAGGGUUUGAUUAGAUUUGCUACUGAUGAUAAGAAGGCCGAUCAACUGUUGGGUGCUGCGAGACAAUCUGCACUAUCCACCGUGAAGUUUUUCCGCGGUCUACAAUCGUUCCGCCUAGAAGGACUGGAACCUCUACAGAAGACAGACGUAGUAAUCAACAACAACCAUGAAGUCUUGAUGAAUUUACAGAAGCUCUCUAAAAUUGUCGACGCUUUCUCUUCGAAGAGCAGCAAGCUUACUGGCACUGGUGAUUUGGGAGACAUUGUGGAUCGCGAGCUUACGAAUGCAGCCAACGCGAUCGAAGCUGCUGCCCAAAGACUCGCCAAAUUAAAGAAGAAGCCGCGCGAGGGCUACUCCACCUACGAGCUUCGCAUCCAUGACUCCAUCCUGGAAGCGUCUAUUGCUGUAACUACGGCGAUUGCAGAGCUAAUUAAAGCCGCCACUGCAUCCCAACAAGAGAUCGUCAGGGAGGGCCGCGGAAGCUCAUCAAGGACCGCAUUCUACAAGAAAAACAAUCGCUGGACGGAAGGGUUGAUCUCUGCUGCCAAGGCCGUCGCAACUUCAACUAAUACCCUAAUCGAGACAGCAGAUGGUGUCAUAUCCGGACGCAACUCGCCGGAGCAGCUAAUCGUGGCCAGUAAUGAAGUUGCUGCCAGCACGGCACAGCUCGUUGCCUCCAGCCGGGUUAAAGCAACCUUCAUGAGCAAGACGCAGGAUCGACUGGAAACUGCCAGUAGGGCUGUAGGCGCCGCAUGCAGGAGUCUGGUGCGCCAGGUGCAGGCCAUCAUAGCGGAAAAGAAUCGUGAUGAGACCGAGGCAGUCGACUACACGAAACUCAGUGGUCAUGAGUUUAAAGUUCGCGAGAUGGAGCAGCAGAACAGGAGCCACAACACUCUUGUUCUGACCCUACUUUCUUAUUUCCAAGCCGGUGUUCUGGAAUGA